This is a messenger RNA of Microsporum canis CBS 113480, 726 nucleotides long. RefSeq names its product eukaryotic translation initiation factor 4E-1. The transcript is spliced from 3 exons. Lineage: Eukaryota; Fungi; Ascomycota; Eurotiomycetes; Onygenales; Arthrodermataceae. The coding region runs from base 1 to 726 and encodes 241 amino acids. Gene Ontology annotation, cellular component: cytoplasm; eukaryotic translation initiation factor 4F complex. Gene Ontology annotation, molecular function: translation initiation factor activity; RNA 7-methylguanosine cap binding. The record is from RefSeq and is a predicted model, not a curated record. Gene Ontology annotation, biological process: translational initiation.
AUGGCGGCGGAAAAUGGAACCAAGCCUGAACAGGCUGUGAACAACGAGAACUCCACCCCAGACGGCACAGAGGCUCAGAACAAGAAUGAACAGAUUACUGUCUUCCAUGACCCCGUCAAUUUCAACGUUAAACAUCCUCUCAUGAACGAAUGGACUCUGUGGUUCACAAAACCUCCAAGUGGCAAGGGAGACAACUGGAAUGACCUGCUCAAAGAAGUUGUUACCUUCAACUCAGUCGAAGAAUUCUGGGGAAUUUAUAAUAAUAUCGCACCCACCUCUCAACUCAGCUUCAAAUCAGAUUACCAUCUAUUCAAAAAGGGUAUCAGGCCAGAAUGGGAAGAUCAACAGAACAAGCACGGCGGCAAAUGGUCGUAUUCGUUUAAAUUCACCAAGGACAGAAACCAAGUCCCGAUCGAUGAACUCUGGCUCCAUGCUCAACUUACAGUAAUUGGUGAUACUCUUGAAAAUGAUGGUGACAACGAAGUCAUGGGUGUCGUGGUUAACGUGCGCAAGUCCUUUUACAGAAUCGGUCUAUGGACUAGAACAGUUGGAAAGGCCACUAUGGAUGGGCGCACGCAAGAGCAAGGACAGAAGAUUCUCCUAGCUAUCGGUAAACGGUUCAAGGAGGUUCUCAAGUUGAAGGACAAUGAGCUCCUGGAGUUCUCUGGUCAUACCGAGAGUGCCAAUUCAGGAAGCACCCGUGCUAAAGCCAAGUAUACGGUCUGA